This is a messenger RNA of Penicillium griseofulvum, 3837 nucleotides long. RefSeq names its product hybrid sensor histidine kinase/response regulator. Gene Ontology annotation, molecular function: histidine phosphotransfer kinase activity; phosphorelay sensor kinase activity. The coding region runs from base 1 to 3837 and encodes 1278 amino acids. Lineage: Eukaryota; Fungi; Ascomycota; Eurotiomycetes; Eurotiales; Aspergillaceae. The record is from RefSeq and is a predicted model, not a curated record. Gene Ontology annotation, biological process: phosphorelay signal transduction system; detection of visible light; regulation of DNA-templated transcription. The transcript is spliced from 2 exons.
AUGUCUUCGCCAUCCGACAUUAAAGACAACCGCGAUUGGACGGUCAUUUACGAUGACCCGAAUGAAGAUGAACGAAAUGGCAAGAAAGAAGAAAAUCGUGCCGGAAGGAGGCAGUCUCUCGCGCGAACGUUGUCUAUACCAAAUACCAUGCGCAUCAUGUCUGACAACAAGACUGAGAUAUCAACGGUAGCCGAGCUUCUAUCCUCAAAGUUGAAAUUGCCCCAGCUAGGCACUGAAUCAGCGGAACGAGUCUUUCCUGUUCGCUCUGUUGUCUCGCUUGAUUCCACGCCUUCAUCUGCCCUACAGACUCCUUCCCUCGAUAAGCUCGAAACGCCAAUAUCUCCUUUUACGGACACAUGGAAUGCAGGCCUCGCCAAUGAACAGGCAGGCGGCCAACAGAAGAACCCGCCCGGGAAGAGCAUGAAUGCUGAGGAUGGUGUCCCAAAGACAACCGACAAUAUCGCUCGAGUGCAUCGAAAGAGUGGUGGUGGGAGCGAGAUUUCAUCGGCGUUCAAUGGACAAUCUUCCGCCAGUGAUAAUCUCGACGUUUUGGCACAAUUGAAAAACACUGUGCAGAACGGUGGCGAGGUCCUUGACUUCCACAAAACAACAAAGGGUAUAUGCUACACGCGCGAAGAUGAAGAAGACAUUCUCAUUCAGUCGUUCGGUGCACUCGUUGUGGUGACAGAGUCCGACGGUAACUUUGAAGUGCAAAUAGCGAGCGAUAACUCGGAGGAAAUCAUUGGAUAUUCUCCUGCUAAACUAUUUGAAUUUCUAUCAUUUUGUGAUAUCUUGCCACCUUCGCAACAGAGCAACUUUCUUACUCAUGCUCGAUUCGUCUUGAGUGAUGAUUACUCUGUCGAGGACUCUGGGCCUGAGGUUUUCUUCCUUUCUAUGUUGUCACCUGAUGGAUAUACCCAGGGUCUCUGGUGUACCAUGCAUACAAGCACAGUAUAUAAAAACUAUGUGAUUUGUGAGCUCCAGCCUGAGGCUCAAGCGAGAAACGAUCACCCUUCUUUGGAGAAAACCGAGAGUCAGACAACGGCAGGGGAUAGCCGGACCUUGGACAUGACUUCUGGGGCAUUUUUCGAGGAUUCUAGUCCUCCGGGGAAAGACCACGAUACAAGAAACAGAAAAGUGCCGGAAUCAUCUGAGCUUCUCAAUACCAUCCCUCGAAUUCUCCAACGGCUAGCAAAUGCUCAAGGGUUAGAAGCGCUCGUCCAACAUAGCAUCAGCACUUUGAAAAGUCUUGUUCAGUUUCAUAGAACAACCAUGUAUCAUUUUGAUAGUGAUCGCAACGGAAUCGUGGUCGCCGAUGCGGUUGAUACUUCGUUAGGGUUAACUUCAUACGAAGGAAUGCAUUUCCCAGAAUCAACCUUCCCCGAUGGACUGAAGAAAUUAUAUACGCGCAAUACUGUGUGCUCCUCUUGUUCUGGAAGACGGGGCACUUCGAUACUUGUGUAUCGCGCUUCAACAAACAAGAGCCCCCUCGACAUGUCGCACACCUAUCUCUCUACACCACCAGCGUUCUCAGCGCCGCAUACCGACAAUCCCGUCGAGGCUUGUUUGUCAAUUCAAAUCAAUGUCUUUGGCAAGCUUUGGGGUAUCAUAUCAUGUCAGUCCUAUGAUAGCAGCCAAAGCCUCCAUCCGCUCAUCCAUAAAGUUUCUUGGUUUAUUGCAGAGGCGGUGUCGAGUAACAUUGAGCGUCUGUCCUAUACCUUACCCUUUCAAUUUCGAGAACCAGACAUCUCCCUAGAUAAAACCAGCACGUCUCAGGCUAUCAAGACUCCGCCUGGUGACCUUCUCAGUCUGUUCGGGGCAGAUUACGCUGCAGCGUCCAUUAUGGGCGAGUCUAAGAUCUUGGGAAAACCAGCGGACUCACAGGAAGUUCUGGCAUUGUUCGAAUACAUGAAAGCUAAAGAAAACGACACUGUAUUUUGGUCCGUAGAUAUCGCUGCCGAUUUCCAGGACCUUAACUACUCCCGCGGCUUUCAUCAUCUUUCUGGUUUGCUUUACGUUCCUCUUUCGGUCGACGGUCGUGAUUUUAUUAUCUUCUUCCGGGCUGAUUUGGAAAGCCACAACUUCGCGAUUGAUUCAGAGCGAUCGAGUCGGCAACAUGAGUGGUCAUCCGGAGAGUUUGGAAAGGCAUCCGUUCUAUCUUUGCUAUAUCGUACUUUCACCGAUAUAUGGCAAGAGAAGGAGGCUACGUUACAGAACAACCAGUUGAUGAGGCUUUUACUCGCCAAUUCUGCGCACGAGUUUAGAACACCUCUCAACGCCAUCAUCAACUAUCUGGAAAUUGUGCUGGAUGGAUCUCUUGAUCAAGAAACACGAGAUCACAUUUCCAGAUCUCAUUCGGCUUCCAAGUCACUUGUAUACAUUAUCAAUGACCUUCUAGACCUCACAAAUGCGGAAAACGGACAGCGGUUGAUAAAGGAUGAGAUAUUCGAUCUCGCAGAGACCCUUAUGGAAGCAACAGAUAUAUUUUGGGAAGAGGCAAGACAGAAGAAUCUCGACCUGCAGGUAAUUCAACACGCAGCCCUACCUCCUGUCCUCGGAGAUCAACGACGGGUACGCCAGGUAAUCACAAACUUGAUAAGCAACGCUAUACAACACACGUCCACUGGAGCAGUAACAAUCGAGUCUUGUGUCGUACCAGAGGUCCUGGAGCCAGAUCAUAUCUGUGUCGAGGUAGCAAUACACGAUACUGGAUCUGGCAUGUCUCAAGAGACGGUUGAAACAUUGUUCUGUGAGCUGGAACAAGUCUCCAACAAGGGCUAUAUGCAGAAUCCCAAUUCAUACGAAGGCGCUUCAAGUGGUCCUGUAUUCGAAACUGAAAAUGUGCUUGGUCUUGGUCUUGCGCUGGUCGCCCGAAUCGUACGCAAUAUGAAUGGGCAGUUAAGCCUGAAGUCUGAAGAGGACAAAGGAAGUUGCUUCAAGAUCAGACUAGUGUUUCCUCUUCCAGAUGAAGAUAGUCAAAAGAAGAAUCUUCAUGCAAACGAACAUCAGGAAGAUGAAAGAAAACAAGACACAAAGCGAGACACUUCAUCCUCGCCUUGCAUAACAAAUCAGACAGGGGGUAUUCCGUGUGAAUGUGGCCAAAUUCAAGAAUUGGAGUCAGGAUCCAUCGUGAACGUCGAUGUAAACUUGAAAACUGGUGAAUCAAGAAACCUCUCCCUUUCUGGUCAACAGCUCGAACAGAGAGACCGACCGUAUAAAUCGACUUCCCGUCAAACUCAGGAUCUCAAGAAGUUAGAGACAUCUAAAGAUCGCAUCAAAGAGACUAUCUCAACCGCACCAACUACAAAACCCCCAACCGAGCCACAAUUCCAACCAACUCCCUCACCCACAAUGGACUGGAACCUCCACGUCCUCGUCGCAGAAGACGACCCAAUAAACAGCUCGAUUGUCCAAAAGCGGCUGGAGAAAUUUGGCCACACGGUACACAUGACAAGCAACGGGAAAGAAUGCGCUUCUGCCUACAAAACGAAUCCUACCCGAUUCGACGCUGUGCUAAUGGAUCUACAAUCAAAUCCCUUGCAGAUGCCUAUCGUCGAUGGCCUCGGUGCAACACAGAUGAUACGCGAAUACGAGCAGCAAGAGCUGGCUAACGAGAACACGCCUGCGCCUCGCAUUCCCAUAUUUGCUGUAUCUGCUUCCUUGCUCGAGGAGAAUCGGAUGAUGUAUAUGGAUUCCGGCUUUGACGGGUGGAUUAUGAAGCCAAUUGAUUUCCAAAGGGUUGAUCGGUUGCUUGGGGGUGUUAGGCUUCAGUGGGUACGGGAGGAGGUUGUUUAUCGGGCUAGUGUGUGGGAGGCUGGGGGUUGGUUUGAGGCAUAG